Molecule: messenger RNA, 4531 nt
Organism: Frankliniella occidentalis (western flower thrips)
Lineage: Eukaryota; Metazoa; Arthropoda; Insecta; Thysanoptera; Thripidae
Product: Krueppel-like factor 5
Exons: 9
Coding region: 1-1341 (446 amino acids)
Biological process (GO): regulation of transcription by RNA polymerase II
Molecular function (GO): DNA-binding transcription factor activity, RNA polymerase II-specific; RNA polymerase II cis-regulatory region sequence-specific DNA binding
Source: RefSeq, a predicted model, not a curated record
AUGACUCUUAAGAUUAUUAUCUUGCGAAAAGCUCUUGUUGCACACUGCGCACUCAAAUGGUUUAUCUCCAGUUGUGAGUUCGGAGGUGAACCUUCAUAUGACUCACUUGUGAAAAACUCUUGUUGCAAACUACGCACUCAAAUGGUUUAUCUCCAGUGUGAAUUCGGAGAUGAUCCUUCAGAGUAUUCCCAUGGUGGUGCAUGCUGUCGGGAGGAUCGCCGUCUGCCGAUAGCCGGUCCGCCUCGUAUCGGCCCCGCGGUGAGUGGCUGGGACGACGAGAGAGCGAAACACGACGCGUUCGUGAGGGACGAUUCGAUUACCGGCAAAAAUUCGAAUGAGACCCUGGACACACUGCUGUGCCGGCCCGACCUGGGGCGACUGCAGAGGCUGCAGCUGCCGUUCGACAACGACCCGGACAAGCCCCGGAGGCAGUCGGCGUCCACCAUCGACGAGUUCUUCGAGUGGCCGCGCCCGCCGCCCGGGCCUCGGCUCGCGCCUCCAGGGUCCUGCUCGUCGACGCCCCUCUGCGACGAGGAUGUGUUCCUGCGGCCGCCCGCCCUGUGGGAGGACAUCACCUCGUCCAUCCAGAAGCUGGACCCGGACAACGCCGACAUGCUGGGGCUGGCGGGGCUGUCCGGCUCGCUGGCCGGCCCGCUCUCUAGCUCCCUGUCCAGCCUGUCCUCCAUCAAGAUGGAGGUGACGGAGGACCCCGGGCUGAUGGCCGAGCUGGCAGUGCACCAGGUGCCCGUCCAGCCUCCGCAGCUGGCCGCCCCCCAGCAGCACGUGCCCCAGCAGCUGCAACCCCACCCGCACCAGCUGAGGCCGCACCCCAUGCAGCAGCACCCGCUGCAGCGGUUACCCUUCCCUCCGCCCCCAACGCCGCCCGCGUCGGACCCCGGCUCGCCCAGCAACAGCGCGCCCCGGCGGACGCCCCCGCCGCCCUACCCCCGCGCGCCCGGUCGGGGGGCGGGCAGGCAACCUGGCCGACCGCCGGCGGCGCCCGGAGCAGGCGCCCCAUCCACACCAAAGUACAACCGGAGGAACAACCCGGAGCUCGAGAAGCGGAGAGUGCACCACUGCGACUUCCCAGGCUGCAGCAAGGUGUACACCAAGAGCUCCCACCUCAAGGCCCACCAAAGAAUCCACACGGGAGAGAAGCCGUACCGCUGCCAGUGGGCGGCCUGCGAGUGGCGCUUCGCCCGAUCCGACGAGCUGACGCGCCACUACCGCAAGCACACGGGCGCCAAGCCGUUCCGCUGCAACGUGUGCGACCGCUCGUUCGCGCGCUCCGACCACCUCGCGCUGCACAUGAAGAGGCACAUGCCCAAGGGCGCCAAGUGAGCAGGCGACAUGAAGAUGAAAUCGUGCGGGACGCUCACAAAUCUCAAGUGCGUGUGUAUGUGUGUGUAUGUACUUUUGUGUGUGUGAGAGAGAAAGAGUGAAUGUAUGUGUGUGUAUAGGUGUGUGAGUGAGUUAUGAGUGUGGCAAGACGGACAUGAUUUAUAAGGUUUUGUCAAGGCUGAAGAUCGCACAGAUUGGUGGAUGACGAAAUUUGCAGUUGUUGUUAUGAAUUAUUAUUUUUAAGGAAUAAGCAUAGGAUUUUAUUUUUUAAAUGUGUUUAUCGAAUAGGCGUCAAAGAAUGUCACUUGUUUUAAUUGUAAAUUUUUAAAUUAUUUUUGUACAAAUGAUUAGAUUAAGAAAGCAGUGGCCUGUGCCUUACCUGUCAAGAUGCCAAUUAAUACAGUAAGAAAAGUGAACGUUUACUAGUAAAUUUCUUACGAAAACUAUGGGUGACUACCUCUAACCAUUAAUUCAUAAGAUAUAGAAUGUUCCAAAGCGUUCUCCUGUUGUACUUAAGACACUCAAAUAGUUUUGACAAAUAAGUCUUGAAAAACGAUGAGCCUUGCUCCGCUUUUUUCAAAAUGCGAAUUUCCGUCCCAAAUUCUCUUUGAAAAAUUGUGUUAACUACAUAGCGGUUGAGAUGGUCGCAUGAUAUUGUAAUUCCAACAAUUUCAAGCGGGGAUAGCUUGAACCUCGGUGCAUUAUUUUUAAACAUUUCAAAGGGUUCAGUUAUCUAUUAUAAACCUUGACUGAACUACGAUGAACUGAAACAAUGAAGUUCAACAUUAGUUCAUAAAUUUGAACUGUAUGAGUAUAACUUUUGGAGCCUGAUUCCCCUUGAACAUUCCCCAUGAUCCUGCAAUUCAAACUUUUGUCGGAUGUUAUUUAUUUUUCUAAGUUCGAGAGUGUGCCAUUCCUAGAUUAAGUGAAAGACACGAAAUACUUCCUUAUCAACUGAGUUGGCUACACAGAUAUCGAUACAUAUCACCUACUGCAGUGUUAAAGAGGCCUUCCCUAAUUUAGUGUUUUGAGAAAUCUUUUAUCCCAUUUUGUUACAAAGACUAAGAUAAGUUUUCAAUUUUGUUAUAUGUUAUUUAAUUAAGCAUUCCUACUUAGGACAAUACGUGGCAACGUCAAUCUGGUGGUCGUAAAGCAAAAAUCAGUAAGAGGCAUGAGACUGCUAAUAACGGAAGUGAAAGGGAGCAGAAAAAAUUAUGACUGAUCGGCAUUAGAAGUGAGCAGCGCUCAGAUAUAGAGGAGACGCCCGCGCUCGCAGUCGGAAAACAAUAACUCUGAUCGGCGUUUGAAACAACGCCCCGCCACCGUGCGUCACGUCCGGCAAACAUAUUCCAAAAUGUUAUUUAUCGUCGAGGUCAUCUCGCGACUGAUUUAUAAUGCGACCGACGUAGUAGACAAGGGCUAGGAAGUCCUAGGGUAUUUCUUUUAAGACAAUUUGUGAGGUUAAGAUCUAGUGUCUUUUCUCUCUUAGAAACAACACAUUUGCUCUUCAAAUCUAAAUGAAUUGUAACAAGAUUUAACUGUUUUAACAGUUUUAACUGUAAAACUGAAAAGUUUUACAUUUGAAACAGUCAUCUUGUAAACAGUCAUCUUGUUACACAGUUUUAUUGGCUGAGUACGUAGAGGCCAAAUUUUUAUUCCUUUCCGCCCUUCUAAAGCUGCCUUUGCCUGAUUGGUAGUACUUAAACAGGCUGCAGCACAUGGGCCGGCCACCGUGAAUCCACUAGGGAUCGAAACGGACGGGGGGAAGGAAAGGAAAACGAGAAGAAUAGAAAAGAACGGUGGUCGUUGAGCGACACUCGGAGGAAUGUGGCACCAUGAGCCUCCGUGGCGGGGCGUAGCGCUCUGGAAGGCGUCCAGCUGGCCUACCCACAUCGCGUUUGCAAACAGCAGUGUACAUCUCUCUCUCUCUCUCUCUCUCUCUCUCUCUCUCUCUCUCUCUCUCUCUGUGCUCAGAGUGCAUCGUAGUAAAAUAGGAGAGGGAGCCGGCCACCGAGCACAUACCUCAGCACAUCUUCUCUGGACGCCUGGAGGACAGGGACACUGCACGCACGCGUUGCGCACACGCCCGCCACGCUACGCGUAUCAGCACCGAGACUGGCGCAGUCCAGUCGAGUGCGCAGAGAGCUCCCCGAGAGCAUUCUAAACGACUUUCAUUCAUCGCAAACGUCCAAUUAACAGCUAAAAGAUAGCGGAUCAAAAACAAUUUUCAAAUCCAGCAGCAUCUAAGCGUUCCUUUUUGGGGAGAAGCUGGUCGUUCCCCCGAAACCGAAUGGUGAAUAAAAAUCUUGGCCGCGAACUCGUUAAACAACGGUGGGUUGGCGCGCUUUGUUGUAGUGCCAACCUACGCGCACGCCACGGGCUGGCGGCACAGCUCGCCGGCCCGGCCAGGAGGAGGCUAUAUUUCACUGGCGUGGAUGCGGGCCGACCCGACGCCACUUUCCCCAACCACUUAAAAUAUUUUGAUUGAGGUGCCAAAUUCUCUUCAUUUUCGUUACAAAACUAGAUUAUGUGGGAUAUGUGUCAAGCUUAAGGCACUUAAGCGCCCACCUAUUCAUAAAUUGGUAAAGUUACAAAAUACUUAUAAAGGUUUAUUUUUCGCGUUACGUCGCACGUUGCAUAUGCACCGGGUAGACGCUGCCAUGUACUCUGUCCACUAACAAAUCUAUGUUAAUUUUGUUAUUGGUUUGUUAUUGUUAUGUUUAUUCUGUGUUCGCCAGCAGUGUGCCAUGAUUGCUGAUAUGUUUAUAUAGUCUCGCAAGAAUGCAAUGAGACCGGCCAUGUAUUUUAAUAUUUUCGUGUCAAAUGUGUCGUGCCAUGGUUGCUGUAUGACAAACGUGCCUCUCCAGAUGUGCCAGAUAAGUGAAGUGUGAUGCGUCAAAAUCGUACCUGCACAGCAUAAUGCUUUUGUUAACAUCAUUGCGUGGCAUAUUUAUUCUCUUCCAUGUUUAAGAAUAUGAAAAGAAGACCAGUGUUUUUUACUCUACGUUGUUUAAUUUUAAACGAUUUGAACAUACCAAAAUGUAAAUGUCGUUAUAGCUGUUAUACGAGAUCUUCAUUAAUUAUUAACUAACAUGUUGAAGACGAUAUGAUGACAGAGAGAGAGGACUCCUUCAGUAUUGUUACCUUGAUUUAUUUUUCCAGCAAUGUCAAUAUAUUUUUAACAAAAGAG